UGAACAGCUUGCAAACGUGACUCACUUUUGAUUUUAUCGUCGUGCUGUUGUAUAGACUGCACGUUGGUAUCUUCAUCAUUGAAUCUUUGGUCUCAACAUCAUCUGGAUUCGCACAUUAGUGCAAACCGACAUUCGAGACUGUCUUUACACUCCUGCAUAAGAUCGGGUAUUAGAUCGGAUCAGUUCCUAACCUUUCGAAUCGUCAUAUCUAUUCUGCAACCAUGGCCGCCACAACAGCUGUUGCCUCCGAUUUGGAGGGUUUGACUCUCUCAACAGCUCUGAAGGAGUUGAAGGGUACCGAGAAGCGCGACUCUCUCAUUGCGAACGAAAAGAAAUAUCAAAAGAAGUGGAAGGAAGAUGGAUUGUUCGAUGUUGACGCUCCUACCACGGCCGAAGUCCCUCUCCACUCGAUCUCCGCAGCAGAACUGCGAGAGAAGGUCCCUAAGUUCUUCUCUACAUUCCCCUAUCCUUACAUGAACGGUACUCUACACAUCGGCCACACCUUCUCUCUGAGCAAAGUCGAGUUUACUACCGGAGUUGCGAGAAUGCAGGGCAAGCGUGCUCUGUUUCCCCUGGGUUUCCAUUGCACUGGUAUGCCCAUCAAAGCUUGCGCUGACAAGCUGGUCAAUGAGAUUAAAAUGUUCGGCAAAGAUUUCUCUGGCUACAACCCAGACGAAGAGGUGGAGGAAGCUCCUAAGGCUGCUGAAGCUAAGCCAAAGGAAGAUGUUACAAAAUUCACGACUAACAAGAGCAAAGCCAACGCCAAGGUCGCCAAGAAGAAGUACCAAUUCCAGAUUAUGGAGUCUAUGGGCAUCCCCAAGGAAAAGAUCGCAUCAUUUGCUGAUGCCAACUACUGGCUGCAAUAUUUCCCCCCUCUGGCAAUGCGUGACUUGACCAACCUGGGCUUCCGCAUCGAUUGGCGUCGCUCGUUUGUCACCACCGAUGUCAACCCUUACUACGAUGCCUUCACCAGAUGGCAGAUGAACCGUCUUAAGGAGCUUAACAAGAUCAAGUUUGGCAAGAGAUAUACCAUCUACUCCAUCAAAGAUGGCCAGCCUUGCAUGGACCAUGAUCGUGCUGAAGGUGAGGCAGUUAAUCCUCAAGAGUACACCGCAUUGAAGCUCAAGGUCCUCGAGUGGGCACCCAAGGCUGCCGCAGCCCUCCAAGGCAAGCUUCCUGAAGGUGCCAACGUCUUCCUGGUCCCCGCCACUCUUCGCCCGGAAACCAUGUACGGCCAAACGUGCUGCUUUGUCGGUCCUAAAAUCAACUAUGGCGUUUUCAAGGUCAACGACACUGAUUACUUCGUCAUGACGGAGCGUGCAGCCAGAAACAUGGCCUACCAGGGCAUUUUUGCUCAGGAGGGUGUUAUUGAUAAGGCUGCCGAAAUUGUAGGAUCUGAUAUCAUUGGUACCUUGAUCAAUGCUCCUCUCUCUCUCCAUAAGGAAGGUGUCCGCGUGCUCCCCAUGGAUACAGUACUGCCUACAAAGGGAACUGGUGUUGUCACGUCUGUUCCUUCCGACAGCCCUGACGACUUCGCGACUGUUACCGAUUUGGCAAAGAAGGCUGAGUACUAUGGUAUUCAGAAGGAGUGGGCUGAGUUGGAGAUCUUCCCCAUUAUUGAGACUCCCUCAUACGGUGAUCUCUGCGCCCCCUUCCUGGUUAAGAAGCUCAAGAUUGCUUCUCCCAAGGACACCAAGCAACUGGAGGAGGCUAAGGAAUUGGCAUACAAGGAAGGAUUCUACCAAGGUAUCCUCAAGGUUGGAGAGUUCAAGGGUGAAAAGGUUGAAAUCGCCAAGCCCAAGGUCCGCGCUCAGUUGAUUGCUGCCAGUGAAGCCUUUGCCUACUCUGAACCUGAACGCAAGGUCGUCAGCCGAUCGGGAGAUGACUGCAUUGUUUGCUUGAUGGACCAAUGGUAUAUCGACUAUGGAGAGGAGUCUUGGAAGCAGAUUGCGCUCAAGUGGGUUGAAAACGAGGAUGGAAAGGGCAUGGAGACUUGGGCCCCUGAAACUAAGAACGGCUUCGAAAGCGUUCUUAACUGGCUUAACCAGUGGGCUUGUGCCCGUUCUUAUGGCCUGGGAUCUAAGUUGCCUUGGGACAAGAGCUUCCUUGUUGAAAGUUUGAGUGAUUCUACCAUCUACAUGGCUUACUACACAAUCGCUCACUUCUUGCACAAGGACUUGUACGGAAAUGAGAAGGGUGUUGGGAACAUUGCUGCCGAUCAGAUGACUGACGAGGUUUUCGACUACGUCUUCUGCCGUCGUGACCUUGACGACUCCGUUCUUGCUGACAGCAAGAUCCCCCGCGAAACUCUCGAGAGCAUGCGUCGUGAGUUUGAGUACUUCUAUCCCGUGGAUAUGCGCAGCUCUGGUAAGGAUUUGGUACCCAACCACUUGACCUUCUUCCUGUACAUCCACUUGGCUAUCUUCCCACCUGAGUACUGGCCUCGUGGUGUCCGUGUGAACGGUCACUUGUUGAUGAACGGAGAGAAGAUGAGCAAGAGUACCGGUAACAUGAUGACUGCACAAGAAGGUGGUUUGAAGUACGGUGCUGAUGCUACUCGCAUUGCUCUGGCUGAUGCUGGUGAUGGUGUCAACGAUGCCAACUUUGAAGAAGAUGUCGCCGACAACAACAUUCUCCGUCUCUUCACCCUCCGCGAGUGGUGCGAAGAGAUGGUCAAGCCUGAGACUGAGCUCCGCACUGGCGAGAUCAACAACUUCCAGGAUGCCUUGUUUGAAAACGAAAUGAACUCUCUUGCUGCAGAGGCUGUUGAGCAGUUCAAGCAGACUAACUACAAGCUUGCUCUCAAGGCCGCUUGGUAUGAGCUUACCACUGCGCGUGACUUCUACCGUGAGGCUUGUGCUGCUGCCAACAUCAAGAUGCACAAGGACAUUAUCAUGCGUUACAUUGAGACUCAGGCCCUGUUGAUGGCUGUCAUCGCCCCUCAUUGGUCUGAGUACAUCUGGCUUGAGGUCCUGAAGAAGGAAGGCUCCGUCCACAACUGCCGCUUCCCUGAAGCCGGUAAGGUUGACGGUGGCCUCUCCGCCAAGCGUGACUAUGUCCGAGUCACCACUUCCAACGUCAACUCUGCUGAGGCUGUGCAGUUGAAGAAGAAGGCCAAGGGCAAGGAUGUGUCAUUCGACCCCAAGAAGCCCAAGAGACUGACCAUUUACAUGACUGAGUCUUUCCCCUCAUGGCAAGCCAAGUACCUCGACUUGCUGAAGGAGAUGUGGGACCCAGCAACCAACUCGGUUAACGACAAGGAGCUGAACGGCCGUAUUGGAAAGAUGGGUGAGAUGAAGAAGGCUAUGCCGUUUGUCCAGGGUCUCAAGAAGAGACUCCAGGCCGGUGAGGCCGCCUCGUCUGUCUUGGAGCAGAAGUUGGCCUUUGACGAGAAAGAAACUCUCUCUCAAAUGGUUCCUGGCUUGAGGCGUACAAGUGGCUUGAAGGAUUGCAUUGUCAUUAAUGUCAAGGAGGGUGGCAAGGAGGGCGUCAACACCGCUACCGGAGAAGAUGUUGAGCUGAGUGGCCCUAUUCCCGAGAAUGCUGUCCCUGGCCAGCCUACGUUCUUCUUCGAGAAUGUUGAUGCUUAAACGGAUGAAAUUAAGAAAUGAACAGAGAAAUAAAAAAAGAAUAGGCAAUGAUAGUACACAAACUUAUAAACCAAAACAGUCUAAAAUUCCAUAAGCUUUGUGGUGAAUAUACGAUGAUUGUCAGCUUGGGCAUGGAAGAGCUUGUCUAGUUUGUGACAUAUCUGACAUCGACUAAGCAGGACAAGCAGCUUGCUAGAGAAAUUGCGGAUUGUGGGUGAGCCUGGUAUGUCGAGGCACCGACUGGUACUGACGCUAGCGAGGCUGCAGGAUCCUCAACGGGCAGCAUCCAUCUAACACUACAUGAGACGCUGACUGACCGUGCGCCGGAGGCGGCAGCGGUGACGGACACGAGCGGACAUGGAUCAAUACAGCUUGAUACAAUAUAUGCUUUGUGGCCUCUUUUCUUUCUCGAGCCACUAUAUUAGAAAGAAAGAACAAUAUACAUAAAAGAAGCUACUGUAGAACCAACCACGCUGUUCACAACAAUACGCAAACGUAACGGUACGCACGUUGAGAGAGGCGGGUCGGGGCGGAUACUCCCUUGCGUAGUACUUCGCUAUUCUGCAACGUGUAGCAGCAAUUGCAUGCCUGCGACUACCAUUGUGUACGAAAUAUGGGACACGGAGACUAUUCUCCAGUGGCAUCGCGGGUUGCAGAGCCACUCGGUAAGCGACAACGUUGCGCUUUCGGAAGCAUGACAAGGUGAGGUGGGCUUUUCCACGCAGCGUGACGCAGACGGCGUAUGAGGAAUAGGAUACAAGAUGGGACUUUGGUUUAAAAAAUGAGGCGUUGGGGGGUAAAAAGGCUUGUCUGCGCUGAUCCUUCGUGGAGUCGUGCCCGCAAUGACGCACAAGAGUGCUGUCUUGUCAUAUAAAUGGUUUUCUAACGUCUGCAUGCAUGAGAAUGGGCGGGUAGGCGCCGUUAGCGUGGCUUGUUUGAAAGCUGAUGGUGCAGCGUACGUUGC
This is a messenger RNA of [Torrubiella] hemipterigena, 4554 nucleotides long. NCBI's taxonomy places the organism in Eukaryota, Fungi, Ascomycota, Sordariomycetes, Hypocreales, Clavicipitaceae. The record is from the annotation of a GenBank genome assembly.